AUGGAUCCCCGUUGGUCAUCGGAACCCUUAUCACUGGAGCUGGCGUGCCUUGAUUAUAUAAAAACUACACUGAAUCGUGCAGAAUCCUCGUUGGAGGAAUGUGAAUAUGGAUUUCUAAGUGACUUGUGUAGACUACCAGGUCCCUUCGUUUGCUCAGUUUUUGAAUAUCUUGGCCGUACUGGUGGCAUUUCAGAUUUUAAGUUGAAACUGUUUCGGAAAGCAAAUGACUUUUCAUUGGAAAAACUUCACUUAGCUGACCUAGGAAGCUCAAUAGGUGGAUCAAGUCUACAUGGAUUUUCUACGUAUAACUUAAAGGAAAUUGUCUUACAAUUCAAUAAAGACAAUUCAAAUCACCCAACUUUAACUGAUUUAUGGGAUGCAUUUAGAGGCUCCGAAAAGUCAUUGAAAGUUCUGAAGUUAUAUUUCUAUCCAAUAUCAUUUCACGAUGAUGGUCAUUUGUUUAAUUUUGUCUCCAGGUUUCCAAAUUUAGAGGUAUUCUGCAUCCACACAUUACUUGACUAUUGCGAUCUAAAUCAUGAAAAAUGGUCAAAUCUUUUGAGAUUUUGCCCCUCUUUAAAAGCACUUGAAGUAUUUACACCUCGCAAUAAGUCCCAAAUUUCUUUAGACACAUCAGUAUUUUCGUAUUUUGGAACACAACUUCAGAGUCUGAGUUUACCAACAAUACUGAAUUUUCAUGGUGUUCUAACCCAGCAACAUGGUCUAAUUGGACUGAUGGAUCUUAACAAUCUAUGCUACUUGGAUUUAUCAGUUGAUGAUGACCCAGAGGAUAAUACUCAAGAAGCAGCAAAAGACAGAGCUGAACGCCGAAAGUUUGUUAUUGAUUUCAUGGAAAAGCUUGAAGAUGGACGUCUGCUACCAAAGAUUUCAUCUCUGGAUUUAUCUGGAAUGAAAGGACUACAUACUGGUCACGUUAACAAGUUCUUGGAAUCACACAAGACAGUUACUUUUCUUGGCCUGUCUCUAAUAGAAAUUGAAUACACUGUCAUGGCUUCUGUGGCAGAUAGCGUGCUUAACCUUCUGAUCUCUGGUACCUUUUUAGAAAAUCAAAUUCUUCUAUCAUUAAAAGUAUAUGGAAGCAGAGCACUCUACAUCAGAGAAGCUCUGAAAAACCUCUUUAUCCUGUGCAGUGAGUGGACUGAACGAAGACCAGAGGUCAUUCAGCUUGUCUUACGUGCCUUGAAAGAUCAUCCAGAGGAUCAUUUGCUUCAAUUAGCUGCAACGGCGUGUUUAUAUAAUCUUACAAAAAAUGACCAGAAGCUAAAGCCAGUGCCACCAUCUCAGCUGAUUGAAGCAGCUGAGCUUUCUUUGCAAGCUUUAAGAAGAUUCCGUUCAAGUGAUAAAAAACAGAUCAUGAAAAACUGUCUCUUAAUAUUUUGCAACGACAGACUGUUACACGAUCCUAAGUUCAAACGUUUUGAUGUUAGUCGCGUUUGUCUGGAUUGCAUGCUGACUGUACCAGAAUCAGUUGACCGACAUAUUACCAGAAUGGCUGUUGCCAUAGUGUCUGUUUUGGCUUGCAAGAUAACUUCACAGGAGACAUCUGAGUUGACAGGGGUUGAAGAAAUGAAACUGUUGUUGUCAAUAGCAAAAUCAAGACUUGGGGAAGAGAGGAUCGAUGGAACACUUAAGUUUGACCUCAGUGCACUGUGGAAUUUAACAGAUGAAUCCCCGAAGGCGUGUCAUCUCUUUGUGGACUAUGGAGGACUAGGCCUUUAUGUGCAAUUGUUAAGGGUAUUUUCAAAUGAUAAUUCGAUCCAGACAAAGGUCCUAGGCUUACUGAACAAUAUUGCGGAAGUUCCAGAACUUCACGAGGCGAUGGUUAUCGAUGAUUUGAUGGUAUACGUUGGAGAUCUGAUUCUGAGUGACGAGAAAUCUGUGAGUUACUUCGCUGGAGGAAUCAUAGCAAACCUUGCAUAUGGAUGGACAUCUAAGUAUCAAUUGCAAGUUAGCUCAAAGCAAGAAUUGCUAGAAAAGUUGGACCUAGCCAUCCAGCGCUGGGGAACACUGGAUUCUGAGAUUGUUACGUAUAGAUCGUUUAAACCAUUUCUUGGGCUCUUGGAUUCCUUUGAAUUAGCACCAGUGCAGCACUUCUCUCUCUGGGCGAUUCAUCAUGUGUGCACACUGAACAGUGAAAGGUACAAAGAUCUGAUGACCACUGAUUGCGUCAAAAGGCUGGAUCGGCUGAGGAAUGCCCCGUUCUCGACAACAGAACAACAGCGUGCCAUGGUUGACGAAAUCUUCAAAGCUUGCAGCAUAAAAAGUGAACUCAAGACGGAUAUGGAUGUGGCAUGA
This is a messenger RNA of Rhopilema esculentum, 2313 nucleotides long. RefSeq names its product protein zyg-11 homolog B. The record is from RefSeq and is a predicted model, not a curated record. Gene Ontology annotation, cellular component: Cul2-RING ubiquitin ligase complex. Lineage: Eukaryota; Metazoa; Cnidaria; Scyphozoa; Rhizostomeae; Rhizostomatidae. Gene Ontology annotation, molecular function: protein binding.